Molecule: messenger RNA, 2226 nt
Organism: Darwinula stevensoni
Lineage: Eukaryota; Metazoa; Arthropoda; Ostracoda; Podocopida; Darwinulidae
Source: the annotation of a GenBank genome assembly
AUGGUGAACCUCAGCUGCUGCCUCCUCCUCCCCAUCCUCCUCCUCGUCCGCAUCCCGGGGGACUGUCGGGAGACGAGCGAGGAGGAAUCACCGAAGACGGAAUGCUGCCCAGGCCAGGAAAGUCAUGCGGUGUAUGACUCGGAGACGGGAAUGGCCCGUUGCCUGGGCACUGGCCUCCCACCCUCUCCGUCAGACUGUGAGGGAAGGUCCGACUUCUCCCAACUCCGAUCAUCUCGAUCUAACCGCAAACUCGACUCCGACCAUGACCCGAUCCCCUUGUUCAAUUCAAAUUGCCGCUAUUACUUCAAGGUCAAGUUCGGGGAAAACAGCACGAUCGUCAAGGCUUUUGUAUCCUGCCCUAAUCAAACUGUCCAUCAGAAAUAUACGAGUAUUAACCUCGUCCCGAAAUGCUGCCCAUGGGGAAAAAGUUACGACCUGGUUCAGGAUAAAUGCAGAGCCAAGCCCUCUCCAUCCCCUCCAAAAGGGACACGAGAUGAAUAUACUAUCAUCAUCGACGACCUGACUUCCAACAACUGCUCCAAGAUUUACUUGACUCCGGAAAGAAAUCCGCAGGAGUAUUUCGAAUUCACGGAGACAGGACAUUUGCAUGUCCCGGCCAAGAAUGCCACGUAUUCGAACGGGGAAUUUUGCCUAGACCAUGAGCAGAUCACUGAUGGAUCCUGGAUCCAGCUGGCAAGGAUCUGCAACCCUGAAGAUAGGAAGGUCAAACAAGAAUGUGAAGAGAAAGGUUGCGUCCGAAAAUGCUGCAACGCGACGGAUUUAUUAAACGUUUCACAGGGGAGAUCAGUAUGCAUGUCGGUUGGCUUGGAUGACAGAGCUUUUCUAAUUCCCCCUCUCAUCCCUCCCUUCCCACCCUCUAAUGGUACAUAUAACGGCAGUAAUGUCAUCACGAUUCAUCCAACAUGUAAUGGGAAUGAUAUGACACGAAUUAUGCUGCAGCCGGUCAGCGCUGAGGAAACGAAGGCACGUUUCUAUUUGACUCAGUCCUGGGGUUUGCAAUCGAAGGAAACCCGAUAUUGCAUCGACGAAACCGGGAACAGCAGCAGCACGAUGGAGUCCGAGCUCCUCGUCUGCAUGAAAGAAACUCUAGACAUCCAUGCGUUUUGGGACGAAAGCGGAGCCACGUUCAUCGUCCAUUCCGUGCUUCUCGUCGUGCUGGCCACUUUCCUGCUCCUCACCUUCUUUCUCUAUCUGGUUUUACCCGAGAUAAAGGGUAACUCGGAGACAUACCUUCCCUCGUAUGUUGGCUGUCUUGCGGUCGCCUGCGUCGCCCUCUUGGUCAGCCAGUUCGGCGCUCGCCACGGGAUCCCUGACAAACUAUGCUUCGCUACUGCCGUGAUCAUCUCCUACAGCUGCCUCGCGGCAUUCUCCUGGCUCAACGUCAUGUGCUUCGACCUCUGGUGGAAUGUGACCAACCCGUUCUCGUCUCUCGGGGACCCAAUGAUGCCUUCGGAAAUGAAAAGGAGGCAGACGAAGAAGUGGAUCCGUUACGCCCUUUAUGCAUUCGGGGUGCCGUCGGCCAUCGUCACGAUUGCUUGCGUCGUGGAAUUCACUCGAGGAAUCCUCCCUGACGUCAUCCAGAUGGGAAUGGCUCGCUACCGACAAUGCUGGCUCCAUGGUCAUGAAGGGACCAUAUGGUUCUACUAUGGGCCGAUCGCCUUGCUCCUCGUGGCCAAUAUCAUCUUCUUUGCCCUCACGAGUCGCUGCUUAUUCCUCCACGCCAAAGACACGGCUCAUCUGACGCGCAAGCCGGAACCCGAAUCCCACAGCCGGAAUCGAGAGCAGUUUUGGUUGUACGUGAAGUUGUUCGUGAUGAUGGGAUUGAGCUGGGUCACCGAGGUCAUCAGCUUCUUCGUCAAAGAACCGAAUGAGCUUUUCCUUUUCACGGACGCCAUUAACAGCCUUCAAGGACUCUUCAUCUUCCUCAUCGUCAUCUGCAAGCGAAAAAACCAGCAGGUCCUCAAAAAGCGAAUCGUUCUAUCGUUCACCCGACGCAGGUCCUCUGCCCCGAGCGAGGCUGAAGGGUCCUGCCGCAGGUCCUCUGCCCCGAGCGAGGCUGAAGUGUCCUGCCGCUCUGGGAUCGGCCGCCUGGGAAUGGACGAAGUCCGGCCCGCAAGAGCGGAGAGAGGAGCUGGAGGGAUCGCCAGUUCGCAAUCCACCACGUCUGAAGGGUCCAGGAACGGCACUUCUUCGUCCUCUCUCUAA